AGCAGCUCAGCAGCAGAGCGCCAGCCGCCGGACUCCCACGCAGCACGUACGGACGCCAUCGAGGAACCCUAACAAGAGCACAUCACACGGGGCGACGGUUUGGCGCCGCGCCACCGGCGACUGGCGGCUGGUGCCCCCUCUCGGUCCCCACUCCCCAGCACGGUGACGGCCUGCUGCAGCAGUUGGACUUUGUACUUUUUUGCUGGACAACCUGCAGCAAUGCAGUUUUACUAAUAUGGUAAAUUAUUUCUCAGACUCAGAGUGCAAGAAAGUUGGUUCGUCCAGGGAAGAGGAAUAGAGGUUAUGGUUUUGUGUGAGAUUGAUUAGCAUCUACCUUCAAAUCAUUCUCUUGGUAUUUAUUGAGCACUGCAAGUGGUUGAGGACUUGAGGUAAACAUGCUGAAGUGCAUCUUGAGCCAGUCAUGGAAGAGAGGAGCACAUAUGCUACAUGCAGGAAAUUCAGCACCAGCUGUACUAACUUGCUGGAGUCAAUUUCACAGUGGGCAGGCCUUGUUAGUGUGGUACCAACACAGCAGAAACAAUCAAGCACCAGUAGGAUGGGGAUGAUCGCUGCUGUGCCACCUGAAUAUUUGCAUGGAUGUGUGCCCUUACAGCACAGCUUCAUGUUGAGGAACAAUGGACAUUGACUGUAUAAGCACUACUACAAAGUCGUAUAAGCACUACUACAAAGUCCGAACUUCAUUCGUGCUGGCAUAUUGUUGGGAAUGUCGUUGAUAUUGCCAGCAACAUUGACAGACCCAUCAACUUUGACAUUUGCCUCAACGGCUGAGUAUGCAGUUUGGCUGGCUCCUUUCUAGGCCUGGUUAGCUGUGACAUGGCAAGCAGGCUGCAGGGUUUGCCUUUAUUCUGGCACGGUGAACUCUCGUGGUUCUUCAAUUUGAUGGUCUGGAGUUCUUCCAGGAGCUUCUUCGGCGUGGAGGACUUCGUGGACGAGGACAACAGUAGGCCAUACACGUACAAGAAGGAGAAGAGGUCCAAGAACCCCCACAAGCACAUCUCGUUCAAGCAGCGCACCAUCGCCCACAUGGAGCCGUUCACGCUGGACGUGUUCAUCUCCAAGCGCUUCGUCUCGGCGUCCCUCACGCACCGGUCGACCUGCAGGCAGGUCGCGGUCGCCGGGACCAACUCCAAGGACAUCAAGGCGGCGCUCAGGUCGAGGUCCGACGUGCCGGCCUGCCUGGCCGUCGGGCGGUUCCUGGCCGAGAGGGCGAAGGAGGCCGACGUGUACACCUGCACGUACACGCCGAGGGAACGGGACAAGUUCGAGGGGAAGAUCAGGGCGGUUGUUCAGUCGCUGAUCGAUAACGGGAUCAAUGUGAAACUUUACCUUGACUGAGUUCGGUGCUGUAUGAGUAUGAGUAGUAGUUCUGUUGGAACUUGCGCGUGGGUUUAUCUGUUGCCAGGGUUGCAGGUCGAAUUAUUUUGUGUCCUUAUGUUGAUAUUUUUUUUGCUCAAAUGAACAUCAUUGGAUACCCAGUUGCA
Messenger RNA from Zea mays, 1502 nucleotides. Its product is annotated as Ribosomal L18p/L5e family protein. Gene Ontology annotation, biological process: translation. The record is from RefSeq and is a predicted model, not a curated record. Gene Ontology annotation, molecular function: structural constituent of ribosome; 5S rRNA binding. The coding region runs from base 835 to 1356 and encodes 173 amino acids. Gene Ontology annotation, cellular component: ribosome. The transcript is spliced from 6 exons. NCBI's taxonomy places the organism in Eukaryota, Viridiplantae, Streptophyta, Magnoliopsida, Poales, Poaceae.